Aspergillus glaucus CBS 516.65 is the source of this 1286-nucleotide messenger RNA. Its product is annotated as putative proline racemase. Gene Ontology annotation, molecular function: hydro-lyase activity. The record is from RefSeq and is a predicted model, not a curated record. NCBI's taxonomy places the organism in Eukaryota, Fungi, Ascomycota, Eurotiomycetes, Eurotiales, Aspergillaceae. The transcript has 3 exons. Bases 93 to 1286 code for a protein of 397 amino acids.
GAAAAUCCAACUAGGAAAAGCGUCACACAACGUGUUCAUCACCACUACUGUUGAGAAUUGCGUGAUAAACAUUGUUCUCCUUGCAUACGUACAUGCCUGAAAAUUCUGAUCAAGUUCAAUAUGCACCUUACAGUCUACUUGCUCGUAUCACCAUCGACAUGGACUUAGCACAAUCACUCGAAAAUGCCACCAGCACACAAUCCAUCCGCUGCAUUGACAUGCACACCACCGGCGAACCAACCCGGAUCGUCUACUCGGGCUUUCCAUCGUUAUCUGGGACCCUACUAGAACAGCGCGACCAAGCAAUGCGCGACCAUGACCAUGUCCGUCGACGAUUGAUGCUUGAACCGCGUGGUCAUGAUGGCAUGUAUGGCGCGAUAAUCCGGCCGGAUACUGAACUCGUUCGGUCUGGAGAGGCUCAUGUCGGCGUCCUGUUUAUUCAUAAUGAGGGGUUCUCGACAAUGUGCGGGCAUGCUACUAUCGCACUAGGGAGGUUUUUGGUUGAUACGCAUGAUCUUGCCGUUUUCCCGCGGCGGGAAGAGCUGGAAGUUGAUCCAGAGACACAAACGGUUGGUGUCAAUAUCCAUGCGCCUUGUGGAUUGGUCAGAGUGACCGUGCCUGUUGCCCCAAAUGGGAGAAAGUCUGAAGCGUCGCGGCCGGUGACUUUCUUGUCCACGCCGGCUUUUGCUAGUGCGAUUCUGUUAAAGGUACCGAUUCCGGCUGAAAUUCGGUGGCCGGAGCUUGAUAAGAAGGACUCUAUUUGCUUGGAUGUCAGCUACGGCGGUGCAUUCUACGCUAUUGUUAAUGCGUGCGAGCUAGGAUUCUCUAAUGUCGACCCUGGAAUCAAGUCUGCGAUUCAGCACCCCGAAGACGAGCGUUUAUCCUUCUUGUACUCUGUGAUGAUCGUCGAUCCCAACACGGGCUACAAAUCAGACAACGUGGUCAGCGCAGAGACUGGUCUUUGCUAUUUUGCUGAGAACCAAAUCGAUCGAUCUCCCACGGGAUCUUGCGUGACAGCGCGGAUGGCCCUUGCUCAUGCAAAGGGAUUAAGGCCCAUUGGCCAACGUUGGGCAUAUAACUCUCUUGUCUCGAACCAUUUUAAGGCGGGUGCUUUUAGCGCUGAGAUUGUCAAAAAGGCUACGAUAGAUGGACCAGAGGGGAAACCCAUUGAAUCUGUGGUGGUGCAAGUAGAAGGUCAAGCGUUCUACACAGGGACGUCUACCUUCGUCGUCGAGGACGGCGACGUGACUUCCUCGAGUGGGUUUACGAUGAACAUUGUAGCAUAG